Amoebophrya sp. A25 is the source of this 3511-nucleotide messenger RNA. The record is from the annotation of a GenBank genome assembly. Lineage: Eukaryota; Dinophyceae; Syndiniales; Amoebophryaceae.
AUCAAAUUCAAAAGGAUAGUACUAGUUUGGCACUCUCCGCUGUCGUGGAGAGCGAGAGAUGUGGUGUCGUGAGUGUACAGAAACUAAUUGUUGAAGGUGGCCGCCCGUCCUGGUAGGUGGAAGGACCAUGACGUUGGUUUAUCGAAGACGGCCUAGCUGUCUGGCGUUUGCCACUUGCUCUGUGGCGGCGUUGGCCAGAACACCUUUCUUGGAGCAGAAUCCUUCUAGAUCUGCGACGUCGUCGACCAAAAAGAGCUGUAAGCAUCAACAUGAUGCUCGUAGUUCUCGAAUCCGGAUGCUCAAGGCUCCACCGGUCGUCGUGGACGAUGAGGACUAUGCCGCGGAUAGUCGCGGCUCAUCAAAGAAAGCCUAUGAUGCGAUGCGCGGGGCCGACGAUCACAUGGUCGAAUCUCCUCUAGAAGAAACUACGAAGAACGCAGAGGAGAGCGGCACUUCGACAGCCAAUGGCGAUUGGACAGACGAUCUUGGCACUGUGUCAACAGCGCCGGGAGAUGAUGCGGACACAUUAUGUCCUGGAAUUCAGAUUGAUUGGAGAGAUUUACAUGACUAGUUGCAACUACGAAGCGUCAAACUUAGUACCAGCAGGUGAUCGAAGAUAUUAACACGACUAGCUUAUCAAAUUUCUAUUUCUAACCCGAGACGCAUCUUUUCACCCACCUGAACGUGGGUACAAUCCGUAUAGCAAAGACUACGAGCACGACUAUGAGGACGGAAACGAGAACCCACAUUACGGGCCAGCGCACGCAUCACAGCAUGAUGCGGACGCCUUUGCGCGCACCGACCGGCACGUUUCUCCCGAAAUCGCACCUCCGAAACCGUACAUUGGAGCAUCGUGUACGCAGAUCUGCCGGUCUGAGUGUCUGCCGAAGACGUUGGGAGAGGAAUUUGCGGAGCUCGGCGCUGCAGUUGGCGAGCAGCUGGGAGAUGUGAUUCCCGACGCUAUCGAAGACGGAGCGCAGGCAGCCAGCGGCUACGUUGCUGGUGUGGGCCGCGCGUUAGCAGGGCAAGGCGAUGCUUUUCUGCAGCACGAAUCUAAAACCUCCAGGUUCAGUACACGAAGGAACAAGAGUGGCCGAAAAGAGCUUCUGAAACGCAAACUCUUUCGAACAAAGUCCAACAGGAAGCAACAGACCAGUAUGACAGACUCAGAGUGCCAAACAGAGUGUGAGACCAUGGUCGAGGAGUGCUCAAACCACCUGGAUGCAUCUGACCGUCGUACUACUUCUUCUGUAGACCCUUUCGUUUUGCAUUUAGUGGCCAAAAACAAAUUGCUUCUCUUUUGCUGCUGCGAGGAUAAUACUUCAAUUGAAAUGAUUAAAAACCUCCACUGCAACAGUUUCCGAGCACGCCGAGGACUAUCUCGUUGAUCCGUCGAUUGUGAAGUGUCACGACAUGGUAAAACUCAAGUUUAUCGCGGAAAGCGGGAAUAUUCAGUACAGCAGCAAGUUUGGAGUGCCGCCAACUUUCGAGCAACUGGCCAGUCUUGCAGAACCUAUGGACUUGAUCACGGACGCAGACUUAGAAGUCCUUUCGCGAUGUGCUCCUGGCGGCGAUGACGCAGGGCUCAAUUUGGGUGGCGCCAAAAGGCUUCUCCAGUGCAUGUCCGAGAAGACGUUGAACUAUGCCAACACGAUCCAGACUGCCCUUAGAGAACACAAUUUUCGGGAAGUGGCACAAGAAGCGAUGGAGCCUGGUAAGUACUUACACACAUAAGUAGUAGUUUUUGAGAGAAGGUAGAUUCAUACGAGGGACUAGUACGAGUUUGCUCGAUGAUUUUCCCUCUGCUAUUUUCAACGAAAUAUCACAAUCUCAUUUUAUUUGGGAGAUGAUCAUGGUUUCUAACGAACACAUUCAUAAGUUUCUGAUCAACAUGAUUAGCUCCGUCGACGAUUUCGGAGGACGUUUUUUUCGUCAACGACGUGCGAUGUUUCGAGGGCUGCGGGAUAGCGUAUCAGCACUCUGCUGUUGCGGCUUGCGAAGGAAAAGGCACUUGCGCGACCGAUUUCGGGCAACUGCUCUUCCAGUUAGGACUCCUGCAUACCGAGACGCCACUCGCACAGAGUAUCAAGAAUAUGAUCUCCGGUCAUAUGGAUGCGGACCGAGAUCGCGGUGAAGAAUUGCACGAUGCAAUGGCUGCUGCGAAUCCAAGCGAUGUGCCUUCCGGACCUGCUGCUCACCGCCGAGGAGGCGGCACGACAUCAGCGGAAAAAUGGAGCAUUCGCAGCGGGAAUACUGAAGCCGCGGCUGGACCGCCUGUCGAACUGAUGCUGAUGUCCUCUAUCGAGGCGACCCACAAGGAAAGGCAGGGAGAUAAAGAUCAUGGAAACAAUACGCCUCCGUUCUGCCGAGCACAGAUGUGCCCGCCGUUCCCGCUGAGCACACUCACACCUGCAGGCGUUGCCAAGCUAUUCGAAGCAGAACCGAAAGAGCAAUGUCGACGAAUCGAACACAUCGCCGACACCCACCCGCAUGAUCUCUUCGAUGGUGCCGUUCCGGAACCGGAGGGCAGCAUCAAGGAGGUAAUGGAACCAGAGGACCCGUUGUUAGCAUCUGGUGGCAGGGAACAGCUUGGAGCGCUGGGAGAUGGCGCUUCUGCAUCUCCAUCUUCCGCCACGUCCCUAUCCAUCUUCAACUCACCUGCAGUAAUGGGCCUAGCAGCGGGAAAGACUCGCCGCGCACGCGCAGACCGAAACUUGUGGAACGCCAUCCGGAUUCGAGUAAACGACCUCCAGACACCAGGUACAUCAUCCGCACUUGCGCGCAGUGGCAGCCGGCCACGAGAAGGAUUUCCUUCUGCAAGAAGUACCAAAAAACAAGAAGAGAGCGAGAUCACGAAGAAAGACAAGGAAUCACAUCCAACAAUUUCUAGAACAUCAAGUGGCGAACAAAACGAUAUCGACAAGCAGUCGCCAACACAGGCUCCAGAAUCAGAACUGCCACAAAAAGAGAAGGACCAGGAGAAAUCACCAUCAACAGAAGCAGACGCGUCGAUGCCGCAGGCCGACUUCUCCGCGGAUGAAGAGGAUCAAGAAGUCACAACAAGUGAGGGCGCAGAGACAGAUCAGAAUGAGGAAGCCAAGAACCUGCAGGAGGCGAUGGAAGCCGCAGGGGGCUUGUCCGCCACGGAUAUGCGCGAGCUGUACAACGAUCAAAAAGACUCUACACCAAUGGCAGUGAUGAACAACGCCUUGGAGAGUGCGGAAGCCUUGCGUGGCUCAUCGUAGAACAGUUUUUUCCACCACAGCGAAGAUGCACAGGAGGUGAAUGCUGCUAUUCAUAUGGGGUCGUAAGAUAGACCAAGGGUUAUUUCUAUUAUGCGAACGAAUUUUUUCUUUUCACGCUGUGUCAGCCAUAAUGGUGGGAAUAAUGUCAGUCGUGGCGCCACAAAAACUCACUCGAACCAGAUCUUCGGCGUGUACAGAGAUUGAAAUAGGUCUGAAAAGAUGAGGAUCACAGGAAAAUGGCUGACCAACAGUCACUGAAAUUACAC